GCACAAUGGCCAAGAACAAACUAAGAGGGCAGAAGUCCAGGAAUGUAUUUCAUAUAGCCAGCCAAAAAAACUUUAAGUCUAAAAACAAAGCAAAACCAGUUACUGCUGGGCGCCUGGGUGGCUCACUGAUUCCUCAGCAGUGUCAUGAAAAUGAACCAGUUAAUGUUGAUGAAGCGACAAGAUUAAUGGCUCAGUUGUAA
Messenger RNA from Neomonachus schauinslandi (Hawaiian monk seal), 200 nucleotides. RefSeq names its product ribosomal biogenesis factor-like. NCBI's taxonomy places the organism in Eukaryota, Metazoa, Chordata, Mammalia, Carnivora, Phocidae. Gene Ontology annotation, cellular component: nucleolus. Bases 6 to 200 code for a protein of 64 amino acids. The transcript is spliced from 2 exons. The record is from RefSeq and is a predicted model, not a curated record. Gene Ontology annotation, biological process: ribosome biogenesis.